UACCAUUAAUAAGGAAAGCUGAGCAAUACUGACCAGAGAAGAAUAUUGGAACACUUCCUCUUUUCACUAGGCAGCCUAAGCUUUUUCCUUACUCCUAAGGAAAAAAUACCAUGUGCCAUGAUUUGCAGAAGUGAGAUUGUCAGACUCGAGCAAAGCAUACAUAGAUAACCACUUCAGAAACCUUGGGACUGUUUAAUUCGUUUUAAAGAAGUUUGCUUACAAUUUUCUUUACCCCUUGCAGUAAUACCAUGUAACAAGUAAUCAAUUUUCUUUGUGUACAAGUGGUUUUAUAAUGAAGCAUUACAAUGAGAAGGUAAAAUCCGGGGUGUUGCCAAGUUGGCCUUGUAAAGAAUUUCUUACUCUGAAAGAGCAGAUCUGUAAGGAGCUGAUGGGAUUGCAAAUUCAAGUAGCUCAAAUCUACAUAAGGAAAUUAGCACCUUGGAUUACAGUACUGGUCAGAGAAAAAGUGAUUCUUUUUACAGUGGAUUAGCUAGAGUUGCCCUAAGAAAACACACAAAGAUAACAAUUAAAAACCCAAUUUUCUUCAACUGUUACAUUAUCCAUAGAUAUUAAAAUGCCAGGACAUUGAACAGCCAAGUACAAAUAAGUUAAUGUCUUUAAAUUGGGGGUAUCUGCUGUAUGAGUUACUUACGUCUUUGAUUUUCAAAACAAUAGAAAAAAAGCAAUAUUAAUUAAGAUGUAGUGGGAAUUGAAAACCUAAUCUUCCUUAAAUUUGUUUCACAUAAUCUAAAGAGAUAGUCGUGUUUAUCACUGCUCAGUAAUGCAUAGUUCUUUAUUUCUUUUAUGGGUUUAUAACAGGUUUAAUUUAAUCCACAUUAUUGUACUUGUACUGACUAAAUAUUCGUCACAAAUACUUCUGUGGCGCUUCUUUCAUACAUCCUCAUUAGUACAUACUGACAUUUACAUACAUGCCUAAAACAAUACUGAGGAACACUGCAUAAGCGAUACAUGAAGUCCAAGAUCCCAUUAAAAGUAACCUGGAUGUGAGUAUGACAGUCUGCUCCAUCACGUUCCAGGCGUUCUGCUCCUGACUCAAGGCCCAGCUUUUCCCUCAGCUUUGUGAUUCCAAGGACGUGGGGAAGGGGCAGAGACAGAACACCUGUGGGAAGGCUGUACCGAAUCUAUGGGAGUGCCUGGCUACAUCAAGUCCAACUAAUUCUCUCUUUAUUUAGGCAAACAUUGUUAGUGCUUCUGAAGCACUGACAGCACUGAGGUGAUAAAUAACGUAAGCAAUACGCACAGAGGAUCAGACAGCUGCUCGAAAGAAGUGUCUUCAUGAAACCCUGUUUAUUUCUGUUGUCAGGUAAGGAAGAGAAGGCAAUUGCAAAUUCACUUAAGGAUCCAAAGAGAACUUAUUGCAGGCAUGAUCAUUUCAAGGAAGUAUCUCCAUUCUUCCUUCUUGCAGUUGCAGAAGUUCAGCGCUGAGCCGCUUCUCUCCUCACACCUUUCUUCACGCGAGAAAGGCUUUGAAGGAGAGUAAAGCAAUCCUUCGUGAGGUAUAAAGGAACAGGAAGCGAUGUGGACAAAACCGCACUGAUGGCAACGGAGCAAAGGGCCGGACAUUAGGGAAUCAUCCUCAAUUCACAGUAGUUGUACAUAAAUAGCCUGACACGUUAAAUGUCACAGAUAGAAGCGUUAACGAAACGCGGAGCAUUUGCAGCAGAACAAACACGAGACGCAACGCGGCAGCCAGCAGCGCAGGGCAGCCGCCGCGCCGAAGCCAUCCCGUAUUUCACAAGCCGCGGGCAAAUCCGAUUACCGGGAUUAGCGCAGCAAAAUGGCGGCGGCGCCCUCCCGCCUCGCGCCGGCGGGUCCCGCGCUGCAGGCCGCGCGCCGCUAGAGCCGGCACCUGUCAGUCCGCAGCGGCGGGUCGCGCCGCCACCGCUCCGCGCCGCCGCCGCCCGCCCCCCGCCCUGGAAGACCCCGCAGGCGUGGUUCUAAUCGCCAUGUAGCUCAAAACAGUGAGUUGUUCUGCAUUCCGCCGUGACGUUAGCGCUUAAUCGUUUCUGUCGGUGCUAUGAGAAACCAUGCUCUGAGUUAACGCGCGUCGCUGCUUUAGCUCGAGAUGCGAUCUAGUCCGAGUGCGGCUAUUGCCCGUAAACAGGAAGCGUCUUCGAGCUGUCUGCAGCUGACGGGCUGCCGAGCGUUUGAUGUUUCAGGAGGCUGUUUCAAGACAGACAAGUGUACUGACGUGAAGCUGCCCCGUCGCGAGCUGGUAUCGCGUGUACCUGGUAGGGACCGGCGGGCCGAGCCCUGAGCUGCAGCCGCCGCAGCCUUUUGCUCGCGGCCGCUUUAACCAGAAGAGGGCCCGGGGCUUCUCCUGCGCGCGGCCAGCUCCACCGUGUGGGCAGCGCGGAGCCCCGCGGGCAGAGCGGCGCCGGCUGCUCGUUCCGGGCCGGGCGCGGGCGGCCGUCCUGCCGCGGGGACGGGGUUCCCCCUCGGCUCUUACGGUGACGGCCAUAACUGCAGGAGAAGCGCAAGGCUUCUCUGGGCGCUCGUGAAGCUUUAAGGCUGUUUUCGCUCCGAGGAGAAGCUGUCACAACACGUCUGGACUGGGAGUUGAGGGAAUGCGUUAGGGAUGUAAUAACGACGAAGAGUUAGAAGGCCUUCGGAGCGGUUCCGGUGGCUGUGGAAACCUGCUCGUGCUCACGGUGCUGUACCCGAAGGUGCUCCCCUCCUGCUGUCCGAAUAACGAGGCUGAGGGAAGAAGCAGGCAGAAAAACUCAUCUGCAGUCUGGAGCACUUGCGAGGCUGCAACGUAUAGAAGGAGGAAGUAUGACAGGUUACAGCGAUGGAGUGAUUUCUUGCUCUCUGUGGCAUAUAUAUAAGUGGUGUUUUUGAGAAUUUGGAAUUUGAUUUUUCUGAAGUCUGUGCAUUGAAAAUUCUCAACUGUUGAACUGUCGUAGGAGUUUUGGCUGUUCACAUGGGCAGUACCUCCCUGCUGGAAACACCGGCUAUGUUGUAAGAUGACAGUCAUGUCCCAUUCAAAGGAUCUCAAGGACGACUUCCAUAGUGACACUGUACUUUCCAUUUUAAAUGAACAGCGCAUUAGGGGUAUUUUAUGUGAUGUCACCAUAAUUGUGGAAGACACCAAAUUUAAAGCCCACAGUAAUGUGCUAGCAGCUUCAAGUCUUUACUUUAAAAACAUAUUUUGGAGUCGUACUAUCUGUAUUUCAGGUCAUGUACUGGAAUUAGAUGAUCUCAAAGCUGAAGUCUUUACAGAAAUACUGAACUACAUCUACAGUUCCACAGUGGUUGUUAAGAGACAGGAGACUGUAACAGACCUUGCAGCUGCAGGGAAAAAACUGGGAAUAUCAUUUCUUGAAGAUCUUACAGAUGUUAACUUUUCAAGCUCCCCCUGCCCUUAUGCAUACUGUGUAAGUGAGAAAGGGACUGUCAAAGAGGAAAAACAUGAAAAGAGACACGAAGACUCCGCUGUGACAAAUGGACCACGAAUUACAAAUGCAUUCUCAAUUUUUGAAACUGAAAAUAGUUUGUUUUCUCCACUUGAUUUGAGGGCAAACUUUAAAAAAGUAUCUGAGACAAUACAAACCCCCAACGUCAGCCUUGACAGAAGCAACACUUGCAAAGAUGCAGAGCCAGCCAGUACGUUGGCAGAGCACUCCUACGCUGUUUCUUCAGGGGGGGAUACUUUUCAAGGAACGCCUCACUUUGAACAGGAAAGCAGCUCUUCGUACAGUGCAGCUGAAGACCACUAUGAAAAUGUCCGAGCUACGCCACUCAUUCAGCCAGUAAAACAAGCAUGUAGUACUACUCCAAAAGCGGCCUUCAAGCCCCAGGGUACCAGUUUGGCUAUAGCAAAAGCACCAGCUUCUACGGUAGCCAAUGCAGAAGCCCAGCCUGAAACCGUUAAUGAUCAGAGGAUUAUUUCCAUUCCAAAACCUCAGAAUAAAGCAGGAGAUCUCCAUUUGUCCAGAGAAGAAGAAAACGCAUCUGCUAAUAUCUCUGGGUCUGUGACAACUGUUGUUCCACCUGCUUACAGCUGUAACUGCUGUGCAAAAUCGUUCAGUGACAGGGCGUUACUCAGUACUCAUCUUCAACUCCAUUCAGAGCAUCAGGAAACUUUCAUAUGCAAAUACUGCAGCAAACAAUUUGCAAAUCUAAAUAUACUGGAAAGUCAUGAACAAGUCUGCAUGAGAUCAAGUAGCUUAUCUGUUCACAGUGGGAAUGAACAAAAUUUUUCAGAUAAUUAUACUGCUACGGAUGGAAGGAAUGAGAGUUCAUAUGCAAACACAGAGCCUCUAUUGUCUGAAAACAGCAUAACUGAUUAUUCUAAUGCAAACUGUGCUUUACCAGAAACGGAUCACUUGGUUAAAGUUGUUGAUGGGCAGAUAUUAUAUACUUGCAUAGUUUGCAAACGUAGUUAUGUAACGUUGUCGAGCCUUCGAAGACAUGCAAACGUUCAUUCAUGGAGAAGAACAUACCCGUGCCACUACUGCAACAAAGUAUUUGCAUUAGCUGAGUAUCGCACAAGACAUGAGAUCUGGCACACUGGAGAAAGGCGGUAUCAGUGCAUUUUCUGCCUAGAGACUUUCAUGACUUAUUAUAUACUAAAAAAUCAUCAGAAGUCUUUCCAUGCAAUUGACCAUCGUCUCUCAGUAAGUAAGAAGACAGCCAAUGGAGGCUUAAAACCAAGUGUGUACCCAUACAAACUUUACCGCCUUCUGCCCAUGAAGUGCAGGCGACUACCUUAUAAGUCCUACCGAAAUUCUACGUAUGAAAAUGUUCAAACAAGUAGCCAAGUUAAUGAAACUGCUUCUAGUAACUGCUUCCUUCAGAGCUCUCUUAGUUCUGAGCUACCACCGCUGAAUUUUCAAAGUAAUAUAUUAUCAAACAACAGAACUCUUGUCUUGGACACUUCUUCAUGUAAUGAUACGGCAUCUUCCACAAAUCCUCAGAACUCUUCCUCUUGGGGAGUAGGUAUCUUAAAUUCUGACCUGCAAAGAGACUUCUUCACAGCUGACAAAAGAGUUCCCACUGCUACAAAAGACUCUGGUUCUCAUGAGUAUGAUUCCUCAGUUGUGUCUUUAACUAAUGUGAACGAAAAUUCAACCUCUGUAAUCAGUUACAGCAGUUCUGCACCCUCUGUUAUAAUGCACAGUAGCAGAGUUUCAUCAGUAAUAAUGCACAGUAAAACAAUCACUUCUGUAGAAAACAGUAAAACAGAUUCUUCUAAUACUGUACCUAGUCAGCCUGUAAGUGAUGAUUGUAAGUAUGGGUCGGAUAAUUAUGGAAAAUGUAUUACAAAAUCAAAACCUAUUAAGGAGAAAAAGAAAGCACUGCUGUGCAACAGAGCAGAAGCAGCUGAGGAUACGCAGCACGUCCAAGGAACUGGAGGUUCAUCUAGCAAAACCACUAAUACUGCUGAAGAGUCGAGUAAAACUGAGACUUAUAUUGCAAAGCCUGCCUUACCUGGAACAUCUACUGACAGUAACGUUGCUCCUCUUUGUCAGAUAACAGUAAAAAUCGGUAAUGAGGCUAUUGUAAAAAGGCAUAUAUUAGGAUCUAAGCUGUUUUGUAAAAGGGGAAGAAAAUCUAAACACGAGUCCAAACAGGACAAUCUAAAUGAGGAAUCAGAAACAGAGGUAAAAGAGAAAAGCCCAUCUAGGCUCUAUAGCUCAGAAUGCCUGGAGCUGACAGAAAUGUGUGAUGAUGUAAGUGAUCAGGAUUCCAGUGAUAAACCCUGGAGACCAUACUACAAUUACAAACCGAAAAAGAAAUCUAAACAGCUAAGAAAAAUGAAGAAGACCAAAUGGAGGAAAAAGCACGGAAACAGGAACACCAUUAUGGAAAGUCACAGUCCGUGCAGUCGAGAGUAUGCACUCAGGAGUGCUCCUGAAGACAAGGCAAUUAGUCAAGAAGAGAACACAGAAAUGCCCAGUCUUCAUUGUGAGCUCUGUGAAGGAGAUCAGAACUCCACUACAGAAACUCAAGAACAUGUACAUUGGCAUGUAUCUACUCCAAAGCCUUACAUUUGUGAAUUAUGCCAAAAACAAUUUCAAAGUCCAUCCACCUUAAAAAUGCACAUGAGGUGUCACACAGGGGAAAAGCCCUUCACCUGCAAAACCUGUGGUAAAUGUUUUUCAGUUCCUGGAAAUUUACAGAAACAUGAACGUAUUCACCUGGGUGUCAAAGACUUUGUCUGCCAGUACUGUAAUAAGGCAUUCACUUUAAAUGAAACACUCAAAAUACAUGAAAGAAUUCAUACUGGAGAAAAACGCUACCACUGUCAGUUCUGCUUACAGAGUUUCCUGUAUCUUUCCACCAAAAGGAACCAUGAGCAAAGGCACAUACGUGAGCAUAAUGGAAAAGGAUACGCGUGCUUUCAGUGCCCCAAAAUUUGCAAGACGGCAGCUGCUCUGGGAAUGCACCAGAAGAAACAUCUAUUCAAAAGUACGGGUCCACCAGAUAGAAAAGAACAGUUCUGCAACGAAAGUGCUCAGCUGUUGGAAAAUCAACAUUUCCUUGGCUCAGAAAGAAGCGAAGGGAAAACCAUACAAAAUGUAACUCCAGAAGUUACACUCUGAGUGACAGUUGUGCAAAAGAGAAGAAAAAUACAAAACUAUAUAUUGGAGAAAAUGUAGGUUCAUUGAAUGGGGAAAAUUCUCCGCAGAGGUAAUUUACGAAGAUUAAAUGUCUUCAUUUAAACACAUGUCAAUAUAUGCAAAGGAAAGAAAAAUAACGCUGAAAAGAAAAACUAGUAUUUGCAAUAAUACAAACUUAGUUUGAAAGACCCCAAAUAGUUUUGCCAGAAUAGACUUCUAGCAUAUGUGUAGAGAGGAAGAAGAAGAAGAAGAAGAAAAAAAAAGACCAACAAAACUGCUUCUACUUAAAGCUAGAAGAAACUAGCCACUGAACUGUUCUACAGUGCUGUUUUUCAGUCAGAAUCAUUCUGGACAAAAUGAAUAUAUAAGUUCAAAUUAUAUACUAUAGAAGGAAUUUUUGCUGCAGAAAUCAUGUCGCUUUUUUUUUUUUUUUUAAACAAAAAUUAAUGUGUUUAUAAACAAAUCGUGGUUUAGUGUAUUCUACAGUGAAGAUGGGCAAUGUUUCAUCAGUUUGGGUAUGCUGAAGUACAGUUGAGUUUUGGAGUGCUUUUCUGUAACUCAACAUUUACAAAACAUACACAGAAGUAUAAACCUUUUUUCCUUUCUGUUUUCAGUUUUGUAGUUACCAUAAUAUGCAUUAAGUCUCUGAAUGCUUGUGCAGAAAGUAUGCCAGAUUAGAGGCAUCUCUGAAACAUUUAAUAAAGAUUCAGUGCAAAUCAUAGUAGCCAGUCUUCCAAACGGCAGAAGUUCCAAAUGAUUGAACUGUAAAGUUAUUCAGGUCAUCUGUUGAAAGAAAGUUGUUCUCAUGAAGUAGUAUAGUUUGAAGAACUCUAUAAAGCAUCCACCUCCUUGUGAGUCUGAAACUCCUGUCUUUUAGAAAUAUCAUUCUUCUCAGCAGAAGGAGAGGAGAUAAGAGUCUUUUUCCACAUCCUGGUGUAAUGCCUGGACAACAAAUGACAGUGCAGCUCACAGAAAAUGCUUUGAUUUUUGGGAGGAAGAGGUAAAUCAGAUUCUUGCUUCCAGGUAUAUCCCUGGGGCAGUUUCCAUAUAUAACAGGGAUAGGGCCAAUCUGUGGGGUUCCUUGUCAUCCCUGUGCCUUAAAUGCAAUAUCAGUACUUUGUGUGUCUCAGCAUCUCACCCCAGGCAAGCUUCAUCUCAGUGUCCCUUGUCCAAGCACAGUAGGCCCAGAGCAGAGAAGUGCCAGCAUCAGGUUACUGGGAGAAGCCACGUUGGCCUUUCUGCUUCCCUUCUGCCACACCAAAAUGUCACGGUGAGCCUUCUGGCUGCACAGUUUGCAUUCACCAGGAAUCAGGAGGGUAAGCUUCUGAAAGAAGACAUCACUGAAAUUAACAGUACAGUUAAUCACAUUUUCACAAAAUAGUGUUAAUUUUAACCAAAAUGAAGAGGUUUAAAAAGUUGAAGAGGUUAAAUGUCUACCAGUUGCAUAUUAUAUCACAGGGCUCUGUUGUACUCUAUCUGCACUUCCAAUUUGUUAUGUAUGUUCAUUGUUACAAAGUGUUAAAAAUGUUUUAGGUCUGGACAAUGGUCAGUGAACCUCAAUUCUAUGUGCAAAUAUGGUACACAAUUUGUUUACUUGGUUUUCCAAAAUAUUCUAAAGGAAAUUAUAGCUUGGGUAUGAUAAAACUACAAUUGAAAUUAUAGUACAGUAUAGAUUGAAGUAAUAAUGUAGUCCACUUAUUUAUCCUGUCAUCGACGAACGCUGUGAACCCUUUGAGAAAUGUUUGGUUUCACAGCAGUUUUGGUUCCAUUUUCAAUUAGGAUAAUAGUAGGAUAAACACAGGAAAGUAUGAUGAUGUUUCAAAGAAAGUACACGAAGAUAUUUUCUAAGUGGACUUGUAUGAUGAUAAUUAUAGACCAAAGCAAAUAAGGUAGAAUAUUUAUACAUAUAAAGAUAAUUUUACAGAUAUUUUAUAUAACUGUAUAGUUCAUAAGAAAAAUAUUGAUAGCUUGUGUUAGGUUUGGGGGGGGGGGUUUGUAUAUUUU
This is a messenger RNA of Lagopus muta (rock ptarmigan), 8591 nucleotides long. RefSeq names its product zinc finger and BTB domain containing 38 (gene ZBTB38). The record is from RefSeq and is a predicted model, not a curated record. Gene Ontology annotation, cellular component: nucleus. Gene Ontology annotation, biological process: regulation of transcription by RNA polymerase II. Bases 2988 to 6569 code for a protein of 1193 amino acids. The transcript has 3 exons. NCBI's taxonomy places the organism in Eukaryota, Metazoa, Chordata, Aves, Galliformes, Phasianidae. Gene Ontology annotation, molecular function: RNA polymerase II cis-regulatory region sequence-specific DNA binding; DNA-binding transcription factor activity, RNA polymerase II-specific; protein binding.